AUGAGCGACCAAAACACGAAUAUCUACAAACACGCCGACUCAGACGGUCACUUCCGGCGCAAAGAUUCGGCUUUUCGAUCCCAAAUCACCCGGGACCCAAUGGCUGAAUUCCCCGCCGAAAAGGACCGCUACGUGCUAUACAUCAACUAUGGCUGUCCAUGGGCGCACCGGGCCAAUCUAGUCCGUAGCCUAAAAGGGCUAGACAGCAUAAUCCAACUGGUCGUACUCGAUCCCGAACUCGGACCCAAUGGGUGGUUCUUCUCUGGACGGUAUGGCUCCGCAGAGAAAGACCCACUGUAUGGCUUCAAAUACCUCAAAGAACUCUACCUCAAAGCAGACUCACAUUACGAGGGACGCUACACAGUUCCCACGCUGUGGGAUAAGAAGAAAGGGACGAUAGUCAACAACGAAAGCAGUGAGGUAAUUCGCAUGCUAUACACCGAAUUCGAUGAGUUCUUACCCGAGAACAUGCGCGAACAGAAUCGUGCCGGCGGCGGAUUCUACCCGGAGCAUCUGAGGACUGAAAUCGACGCAAUGAACGCGUGGGUGUACCCACUGAUCAACAAUGGCGUGUACAAGACCGGAUUCGCUACUACACAGGCCGCAUAUGAGGAAAACAUCUACCCGCUUUUCGAGGCACUGGACCGGAUUGAAGCGCAUCUCAGCCAGCGGGAACAUCAGCCUUUCUUGUUUGGCGGGUCUAUAACUGAAGCUGAUAUCCGUCUGUAUACGACGAUCGCUCGAUUUGAUGUGGCUUAUUACCUGAUCUUCCGCUGCAAUCUUAAAAUGAUUCGGCAUGAUUAUCCGCGGAUUGAUCAAUGGUAUCGGAGACUUUACUAUGAUGAGACGGAGUUGACGGGAGGAGCUUUUAAGAAAACGACUUUCUUCGAUAUUUAUAAAUUCGGUUACUGUGUUGCUAUUGGAAGCAAGACUGGCAAUACGCAGUUGGUGGUACCGGUUGGACCUGUUCCUGACAUUCUUCCCGCUGAGAAAGCGACAUAG
Penicillium argentinense is the source of this 1002-nucleotide messenger RNA. RefSeq lists its product as uncharacterized. The record is from RefSeq and is a predicted model, not a curated record. Lineage: Eukaryota; Fungi; Ascomycota; Eurotiomycetes; Eurotiales; Aspergillaceae. Gene Ontology annotation, cellular component: cytoplasm. Gene Ontology annotation, molecular function: glutathione transferase activity. Bases 1 to 1002 code for a protein of 333 amino acids. The transcript has 3 exons.